GCCGACAAACUCCGCACACAACAAGAACUCGAGCGCCUACAAGCCAAAUACAUCGGCACGGGACACCCCGACACGACCUCAUGGGAAUGGCGAACCAACAUCGCACGCGACACCUUCUCGUCCAUUGUGGGCCACCCGCCGCAGCUGGCAUACCAGUCUCUCGCCCUCAACGAGCCCGCCGCCAAGCUGCGCGCCGAGCUCAUCCGCAAGAUGAUCCAGCCGUGCGGGCCGCCGCCGCCGAGAGAG
Messenger RNA from Pseudomassariella vexata, 246 nucleotides. Its product is annotated as splicing factor 3B subunit 5/RDS3 complex subunit 10. NCBI's taxonomy places the organism in Eukaryota, Fungi, Ascomycota, Sordariomycetes, Amphisphaeriales, Pseudomassariaceae. The transcript has a single exon. Gene Ontology annotation, cellular component: U2 snRNP; precatalytic spliceosome. The annotation marks the transcript as partial. Gene Ontology annotation, biological process: mRNA splicing, via spliceosome. The record is from RefSeq and is a predicted model, not a curated record.